Molecule: messenger RNA, 3396 nt
Organism: Oryzias latipes (Japanese medaka)
Lineage: Eukaryota; Metazoa; Chordata; Actinopteri; Beloniformes; Adrianichthyidae
Gene: top1b
Product: DNA topoisomerase Ib
Biological process (GO): DNA replication; DNA topological change; chromosome segregation
Cellular component (GO): chromosome; nucleolus
Molecular function (GO): DNA topoisomerase type I (single strand cut, ATP-independent) activity; DNA binding
Source: RefSeq, a predicted model, not a curated record
CAGUGGGUAAAUGUAGGGACUCCAUUUUUUUUGUGCUGUCAGUGAAGGCUCCCAGGCAGCCUCCUCUUUCCAAUACUGUAGCAUCCUGAACAUCCGUCAACAAUUUAACCUGCAUUCCAAACAAAACCAGCUCGGACAUGAGUGGAGAUCAUGGACAUCGAGACUCCCAGGUCAACUGUGGAGCCAAUGGAAGCGAAACUCUGAAACAUAGAGACAAGCACAAAGACAAAGAUCAUAGAAACAAAGAUCACAAGAAAGACAAAGGAGAGAAAUUUAAGCACAGCAACAGCACCAGUGAACACAAGGAGUACUCUGAGAAGAAACACAAAGACAAAGAGAAGUUGAAGCACAGCAAUGGAGGAUCAGACAAACACAGAGAAAAACAGAAAGAGAAAGACAAGAAGAGGGAGGAAAAGAACAAAUUAUCCCAUUCAGAAAAGCCAAAAAAGGAGAAGGAAAAUGGAUAUGUCAGAGAGACAAGUCCGGCUGCCAUUAAGAGCGAGCCUGAAGAAAACAAUGGCUUCUAUCCCUCUCCCCAACACAAGCCCCCCAAACGGGAGUAUGAGGAUGAAGAUGAAGGAUUUGACUACAAACCCAAAAAAGUUAAGGUGGAAUUUGACAAAAAAGCCAAAAAGCGGAAAUAUGAGUACGGAGACGAUGAGGACGAGGAGGAUGUCAAGCACAAAAAGAAGUCAAAAGACAAAAAAGCAGCAGAAGGGAAAAAGGCCAAAAAAGAAGGAGAAGAUAAGUGGAAAUGGUGGCAGGAGGAAAGAUAUACAGAUGGCUCCAAAUGGCGCUUUCUUGAACAUAAGGGUCCAGUGUUUGUUCCUGCGUACGAACCCUUACCUGAAAAAGUAAAAUUUUACUAUAAUGGGAAACCUAUGAAACUUAGUGCUCCUGCUGAGGAGGUAGCCACAUUUUUUGCAAAGAUGUUAGACCAUGAGUACACUACAAAAGACAUCUUUAGGAAGAAUUUCUAUAAAGACUGGAGGAAGGAAAUGACUUCAGAGGAGAAGUCAAUAAUUACUGACCUGAAAAAGUGUGACUUCAGUGAAAUGAACGAGUAUUUUAAAGCUCAAUCUGAGGCCCGCAAACAGAUGUCUAAGGAGGAGAAACAGAAAAUCAAAGAGGAAAAUGAGCGGCUCCUCUCAGAGUAUGGCUUUUGUAUUAUGGACAACCACAGGGAGAGGAUCGGAAACUUCCGCAUCGAACCGCCAGGCCUUUUCCGGGGACGAGGAGACCACCCCAAGAUGGGAAUGCUGAAACGACGCAUCAGACCUGAAGACGUCAUUAUAAACUGUAGCAAGGACUCCAAGCACCCCAAACCUCCCCCUGGUACAAAGUGGAAGGAGGUUCGACACGACAACAAAGUGACCUGGUUGGCUUCAUGGACUGAGAACAUCCAGGGUUCCAUCAAGUACAUCAUGCUGAACCCUAGUUCCCGGAUCAAGGGGGAGAAGGAUUGGCAGAAGUAUGAGACCGCCAGACGCUUGAAGAAAUGUGUUGAUCGAAUCCGUACUCAGUAUCGGGAAGACUGGAAGUCAAAAGAGAUGAGGAUCAGGCAGAGAGCUGUGGCGUUGUAUUUUAUUGACAAACUGGCACUGAGGGCAGGAAACGAGAAGGAAGAAGGGGAGACGGCGGACACUGUCGGCUGCUGCUCGCUGCGGGUGGAGCACAUCAAACUGUUUCCCAAGAUGGACGAGCAGGAGUACGUGGUGGAGUUUGACUUCUUAGGAAAAGACUCCAUCCGCUACUACAACAAGAUUCCAGUGGAAAAAAGGGUCUUUAAAAACCUCCAGCUGUUUCUGGAGAAUAAACAGCCAGAAGACGAUCUCUUUGACAGACUCAAUACCUCCAUUCUAAAUAAGCAUUUGCAGGAACUAAUGGAUGGACUAACGGCUAAGGUUUUUCGUACCUACAAUGCUUCUAUCACGCUGCAGCAGCAACUCAAAGAACUUACUUGCUGUGAUGACAGCAUUCCAGCCAAGCUCCUGUCUUACAAUCGAGCCAACCGAGCUGUGGCUAUUCUUUGUAACCACCAAAGAGCUCCUCCCAAAACAUUUGAGAAAUCCAUGCAAAAUCUUCAGACUAAGAUUGAUGAGAAACAAAACCAACUGUCAGCGGCUCGGAAGCAGCUAAAGGCUGCCAAGGCUAAUCACAAGGCUUCUCAUGAUGACAAGAGUAAAAAGGCUGUAGAGGUGAAGCGCAAAGCUGUACAGAGGAUAGAAGAGCAGCUGAUGAAGCUACAGAUGCAAGCAACGGACAGAGAGGAAAAUAAACAGAUUGCAUUGGGGACCUCCAAGCUCAAUUAUCUGGAUCCACGCAUUUCUGUUGCUUGGUGCAAGAAGUGGGGCGUUCCCAUUGAGAAGAUCUACAACAAAACCCAGAGGGAGAAGUUUGCCUGGGCGAUUGACAUGGCAGAAAAAGAUUACGAAUUUUAAUACAGCAUCUCUUGUUUCCAGGCUCCUGAUUGUAGGCUUUUAGUCUUCGUCAAACGAUUCCACUUAACUGCAGGGCAGUGAGCAAGGAAGCUCAGACUGUGCUGAUAGGCUAGGAUCACGGACUGAUAUAAAAUAAUCUGUACAUAAAAAUGAGCUGUGAACAGACAAAAACUCUUCAUUCAUUUCGGCAAAGGGCGUAUUUCUUUAGAAAUUUUGAAAUAGUGCGUAUGUUGCUGCAGCUAUUUAACUGUAAUCUAACAACUAUGGACAUUUCGGUAUAAACUUGUGUCAGAUGAAAGUUUUGGAUGUAUAUCAGUUCCCAGAUGAAAUAUUCUCUUAGAAUAAUGAAUUAAUAAGUGUUUGUAAUGGAGACAGUGAGAAAAACAACACAAAGAAGUGGAAAAUAUGAAAAAUGUUAUGGAUUUCAGCUAAUAUUGUUAUCAUGGGGAAGACUGGUAUAAAUGAAAUGAGCCUGACAGAUUUCCGUAAGUGUGAAAAACCGAAACCCAGCACUAAAUAUGUUCUUCUUAGCACACAGAAUGUCAUCUUUUAUCCAUGUGGCUCGGGCUCGCUGUUUAUUUCAGGGAUGUACAUAGGCUGUUUUUAUUUAAAUGCUUGUGUUUCUGUGUUUUUUCUUUUCUUGUGCAUUGCGUGCAUUGUCAACAGAAAGCUCUUCAUUGCGGAAAUGCAAAUCCUUAAUUUUUACUUAAACGAAGUGCUGAUUUAUUGUGUCGAUAGAGACUAUUCUCUAUGACGGAAGGUUGGGAAUUUGCAAAAAAAAAAAAAUCUAUCCUUGUAGUGUGCUUUUAUUUAUUUAUUUAUUUAUUUGGUAUAAUUGUGAUAAAAACAGUGUCUGUAAAUGUCAUAACUAUCAAUUGAUGUUCCAACUUUUAGCAUUCAAUUUUUUUUUACUUGAUUGUGCAUUCUUUUGCUCAUUUAAAAACACUUGUUCAGA